This is a messenger RNA of Hippopotamus amphibius kiboko, 1641 nucleotides long. Its product is annotated as melanoma-associated antigen 8-like. The record is from RefSeq and is a predicted model, not a curated record. The coding region runs from base 1 to 1641 and encodes 546 amino acids. Lineage: Eukaryota; Metazoa; Chordata; Mammalia; Artiodactyla; Hippopotamidae. Gene Ontology annotation, cellular component: nucleus. Gene Ontology annotation, biological process: negative regulation of transcription by RNA polymerase II. The transcript has 6 exons.
AUGUCUGGCCAGCCCUGUCAGGAGGGCAUCCAGGAGCCACACGAGGCUGCUGUGGAGAUCGGAGAUGUGCGGGCUGACAUCCACUUCAGCAACCCCAGGGCUCUGCAGCCAGAGACCCUGGGACCAGCUCUGGCUACCAGCCAGCUGGCACCUGUACCCGGACUGCAGCCGCUGUCACCAGAGACCCCAGGAAACAGCCACAACAAGGAGUGGUCUAACACUAGCCCCAUAAUUGCGCUGUACCCACCGGUGAGCAGGUACCAGCCCCGGGACCACCGCAGCCCUACAGCCAGCCACGUCAGGUCCAAGCCCACCCGCCGGGCGCUGCAGCUCCCGCCCAGCACCCCCUCUGGGACGCAGAGUCACUCCCUGCACGGGCUGCAGCUGGACUGUGGCAGCCAGCCUGUCAUCCAGCCCCCAGGAGCCCAGGCAGGACCCUCAGGAUCCUCUUACAGGGGCUCCAAGAACCCGCAGGGGAAGGCCCAGUCCUGCAUCACGUGUCCUCAGGUCACCGAGGAGAGGAGGCCCAGGCAGUGCCAGGGGUCAAGGAGGACCGCGCCCGUGAGGCCCGAGACCACCCCUCAAGAGGAGACCUGCAAGCCGGUGGUCCCAUCCCUCAGCCCUGCCCGCACUCCUGCCGGGGCACGGACCCCAGUCAUCACGCGCCUGGUCCAGAGCAGUGAGCUCCGCGAGAGUGAGGCCGACCUUCAAGACCCAAGGGAGGCCCAGGCCCCGGGGGAGGCACAGUUCUUUGGGGCUGAGGAGGAGGGGUCCGCUUCACCCUUGUCCUCCUCCUCCUCUGGCUCCUGCUCCUGCUCGGCCCUGUUCCUGGGCGCCCUGGAGGUGACGGCUGAUGCUGGGGACCCCAGUCCCCCCCAGAGCCCUCAGGGUGUCUGCCCCUCCCCCCCGGCCAUGGCCUCCACGCCACGGAGCCAGUCUGAAGACGACGCCUCCAGCAGCCAAGACGAGGGGGGGCCGAGCACCUGGCGUGACCAGGAAGAUGCCGAGCCCUUGCAACGAAACCCACCACGUCUAAAGGUGGCCCAGUUGGUGGGGUUCCUGCUCCGCAAGUAUCGCACCAGGGAGCCCACCACAAAGGCAGAAACGCUGAAUAUGGUCCUCCAGGAUGACCAAGACCUGUUGCACGUGGUCUUCGGCCAAGCGUCUGAGUGCAUGCAGCUGGUGUUUGGCGUGGAGGUGAAGGAGGUGGACCCCAGCAAGCACAGCUACGUCCUGGUCCCCACCCUGGGCCUCACCUGCGAUGGGAGGCUGAGCGAUGGGCAGAGCUACCCCAAGGCCGCCCUCCUGGUGAUGCUCCUGGGCGCGAUCGUCCUGCAGGGCGACUGUGCCUCUGAGGAGGAGGUCUGGGAAGCCCUGAGCCACAUGGGGGUGUAUGCAGGGAAGCAGCACUGCGUCUGUGGGGAGCCCAGGGAGCUGUUCACCCAAGUGUGGGUGCGGGAGGGCUAUGUGGAGUACCGCCAGGUGCCCUACAGUCACCCCAGCCGCUACGAGUUCCUGUGGGGGCCCCGGGCCCACGCGGAGACCAGCAGGCGGCAAGUCCUGGAAUAUCUGCUCAGGGACAAUAAAAGGGGUCCCAGAUUCUUCCCAUCCCUGUGCGCAGAGGCUGCGAGUGAUAAGUAA